This is a messenger RNA of Chilo suppressalis (striped riceborer), 3099 nucleotides long. NCBI's taxonomy places the organism in Eukaryota, Metazoa, Arthropoda, Insecta, Lepidoptera, Crambidae. The record is from the annotation of a GenBank genome assembly.
AAUGUAAGUACCUGCUCUAUGGGCAUAUGCCAUUUUUGACAUCCCAUUGACUCAAUCAAAACAUUAAAAAAGGUCAAGAAAAUUAAUGUGAAACUUCUCCAGCCGUUAAUGAUCCAAGCACAAUGGUGUCGUGACAAAACGCGAUGUUACAACAACCCGAACUAUCGACUGCCUCUUUGUUGAAACUGGGCUCGUUCCUGUUCUGGGGCGGCCUCUAUCUGUGGGUGUCGGCGCAGUUUCCGAGGGAAAGCCCCGAGUGGUGGUCGCGGGCUGUGACGUUGCUGCACGGGAGCGUCGCCACAGUGGUCGGCUUGACACAAUGCGGUGUCACCACUCUCUCAGCGUGGACGCUUACGAUGAAAAUCGGAGGACGCCAUUACGCACUGAUGGUGUGGUCAUGGGGAUAUUUCGCAUUCGACCUGCUCUGGUGUCUCACUUACUGGAGAGAGUACAAGCUGAUGUUGUGCCACCACAUCAGUUCGCUGGUCGCCAUCACAAUUUAUAUGCAUAAGGACUACACGGGGUGCACGUUUGCUUGCAACCUUGCUAUGAUGGAGCUUGGCCGACAUCGCUCCGCGAAGAAACCGGUGCCCACUACCGGCGGAGAACCGGUCGUUAACAAAGCGCCCAUGAGAUCUACUUUGUAUUGCAAGCGUCUUAAGGCGAUCGCUCAGCAUAAGGCGAGUCAUUUACUUAUUUACCGCCUUAUUUAUAUAACCAAGCCUAACCUAACCAACAUUCUUUCCAGGUUUCUACGAAAAGAAGGAUACGACAAAACUCUGCUGUAUUAUGUAGUAGAGAUGACGUAUUUAGUGUUGUUUGUGAUGGUCCGGGGUAUACUCGGCACCUACGUCAUAUACAAGAUAGUCCAGUCCGAUAUAUUUGACAUGGACGAGAAAGCCAUAUCAGUGGAAGGGUUGAGGCAAUAUUUGGAUCAAGCAGGCUUUGUAUCAAACAACCUUUAAGAGAUAAUAAAAUAUUUUUAAUGUAUAUCGUAAUAUUUUUAAAUUACAACAUUGUCAAUCACACUGAAUCUUAUAAAUAACCGCCAAGUGCGUGUCGUGAGGGUUCCUUAGUUGCCCAUCGUUACUUUUUUUUACACCGUUACCGGGUUUGGGGACAGCGAGAUCCUAAGGGGACCUCAAGCCGAGCAUUGGUGAGUGCCUCUAGACUCUAGAGGAAUCCAGGCGGAUGGCAAUAUGUAGUACUCCACGGGGGGAGUCUCCUCUCCGUCUGGAGCCUCUAGACCACUCGAACCUGAGGGGUCGGCUCAACUAGAGGGCGUCUCUGAGACGGACAUCGCCUCUAGUUAGCUGUUAUCGUGCGUGGGGGGCGAGGAAAAGCGCCCAGGUACCAUUGUUAUCACAAUAUCAGGAUAUUUUUGUUUCAAAUGCUCCUAUACUCUUUAUAAAAACGUAAAAAUAGCACGAUUCAGAAGCCACCGCGCUAUCUAGCGGCUGCUUUGUGAAACUAAUGAUAUUUUGUUGUGGUUUUUAAGUUAUUUAUAGAUUUUUGUUUUUAACCAAGGUUUUACGCAUUAUCAAUAUGCAAUUACUCCAUCUAAGUCAUCAUGUUUUCUUCUAAGGAAUUAUUAUUAGGUAAGAAUUUAUAAUACAUAAGUUGAACAACUAUUACUCUUAAACUAAGUGAUCUAUCUAAACCUUUAUAAUUUACCUUAAAGCACUAUUAUCAUGAUUUUUUUUAGUAUUUCCAAGCCAAUAGUUUAGCUUUUAGGGCUACUCGAACAAAAAUUUACCACUUUACAGUUUAAUAUUUCGCAAAUGGUUCCUUAAAUCAAAAAAUAGUCAUAGCAACCCCUUAGUCAUUUUAAAGGACCUAUUCAAUGAGACUACACAAUGGGGUGGACAAUGAAAAAAAAUUAAACCCCAUGUUACAUGUAAGGGCUGCCCUAAAACAAAUAUUUUUCAAAAUUUUAUUCUACCACUUUGUCAGCGUGAUUGAAAUACAUACCUCCACUAAAUUACAAAUACAGUCUCCAAGGAAAACCUUGGAUGGCCUGUAAGGGUUCUUUGCCAAGACUACGAAACUCUAAUGAGGCAACACUGGUGUUGUUUACUCAGUUUUUUAUUGCUUUUAAUAGUAACAGUUUAUGAAAAUAAAGUAAAACUUCAUUUCAAAACAUUUCAUAUCUUUCAAAAUUAAGAUUCAGAUUUGUGAAAAAUAUAUUUUAAAAACAUAAAAGUACUUCUAAAGUUUUUAACUAAAAUUCUAACAUCUGCAUUAGUCCCUUCUCUGGUUAUAAUUUUUCUUAUGAUUUCUCCUAUCUCUCCAGUUUCCAGAAAACUUAUUACGGUUGUUUCCUUUGUAAUUAUCUUUAUGACUUUCUUUAUGUCUGUAUUCCUCACGGGUAUGGGAUUUUUCAGGGCGAUAAGGAUGAUGCCUGUGAGUCCAGUUACCUUGCAAGCUGGCUAAUACCAGUUUGUCAUUCAAGUCAUGAAUUUGUCGCGGCAUCUGUACUGCUCGGUAAUCGUCCUCUUUCAGUCUAUCAGUCAUAUCAGCAAACUGUUGUACCACAUUACUCUGAGGUUGGAAAUCCACAGAUGGGUCAGGACCAAAACAUCUUAUCGGGGGUGGCAGCAGUGCCACAUGCCCUCUACAUUGCAAUGACAGUGUUCUGUGGAACAAUGCUGUACCACGAAACAAGUUCAGGGCGUAGGGCACUGACACUUCGUGAGAGUAUGUUAUGAAGGCGAAGUUUUUCUGCCUUCCAUCUUUGUCUCUUGCUAUUCUGACCUUUUCUAGUGGACCAGCCUGCAAAAACAACUCGUAUAGUAUUUCUUCUGUAGCUUGCUCCGGUAAAUUUCCACACCAAAGUGUUUUAUUAUCACCGUCAAUCAUAUUGCACUUAAACAAAAAUUCUUUUUUUAUCACACAACACUCAAAUUCUUAGAGAAACCUCAGAAAUAUAAAAUAAAAUCCAAUCGGAUUCAUCCAUCCAAUCAAAUUAACAUUUUUUUUAAAUUAUUCAUGACCAUGGAUACAAAUCCUUCAGUCGUAUACAUAUAAAGCGGCCUACUGACAUGCCUGCUGCAGGGACAAUCUAGGUGGUUUUCCAAUUACAGAGCAUAAUGCGACUCA